ACGUAUUGUUAAUUACACUUACAAUCAAACCAUUGUUUUAGAUCUCACUUCAGAUGCGAAGACAUUGUUUUGGAUCUCAUUUUUGACACUAAAUAUUGUUUUUGAAAUUAAUUGUUAAUAUAUUUUCAUAAAGUGUUUGAUUGAAAAUCCAAACCCAAAAAGGCUAUGGUUUUUGAGGCGCCCUUUGAUUAUCAGUUUCGUCUAAUACUGAUCGGCGACUCAACAGUUGGCAAAUCAACUCUUCUUCGGGCGUUCACUGAAUGCCAGUUCACGACAUGGAGUGAUCCAACAGUUGGCGUCGACUUCUUCGCCAAAAUCAUUACAAUACGUAACGGAAAGCUUAGGAUUAAAUUACAGCUCUGGGACACCGCUGGACAGGAAAAGUUUAGAUCGAUAACGCGGUCAUACUAUCGGAAUAGUGUGGGCGCUCUCCUGCUGUACGACAUGACCCGUCGGCACACGUUUGACCAUUUGGUCGACUGGCUGUUUGAGGCCCGGAGGCAUAUCGAGUCCAAUCGGGCGGUGUAUCAGAUCGUGUCGUGUAAGUCAGAUAUGGCCGACGAACGGGAAGUGACCUCCGAAGAGGGCAAAGCGUUUGCCGACUUCUAUCGCAUCAAUUUCAUCGAGACUUCGGCCAAAAACCGGUAUAAUGUGGACGAAACGUUCCGAUCCAUUGCCGAAGACAUCUACGAUAGGGUCGAGAGCGGAGAGUUUGAGAUCGAAGACGGCUGGGAUGGCGUCAAAAAGGGCGGUACUAUCACUGCCAACGGUAUUAACAUUAGUUCCCCCGAAACUAACAAUAAUCGCAACUCCCGUACAUCUCCUCCGAACAGUUCCAGUAAUUGUUGCUUUUAUUAACACAAAUCAAACAGUGAUAUAAGUAUUGAAUUCUUGAGAC
Medioppia subpectinata is the source of this 898-nucleotide messenger RNA. Lineage: Eukaryota; Metazoa; Arthropoda; Arachnida; Sarcoptiformes; Oppiidae. The record is from the annotation of a GenBank genome assembly.